This is a messenger RNA of Tachysurus vachellii, 1737 nucleotides long. RefSeq names its product epithelial stromal interaction 1 (gene epsti1). Lineage: Eukaryota; Metazoa; Chordata; Actinopteri; Siluriformes; Bagridae. Bases 186 to 1244 code for a protein of 352 amino acids. The record is from RefSeq and is a predicted model, not a curated record. The transcript is spliced from 11 exons.
UGGGAUAAUUACCUGUCACAACACAGACGGCGCUGCGACUAGACACGCCUUAGUUGGACCUAUCAGUUAUAGGUCUUAGUUAUAGGUCUAUAACUUCUCUCUGCUGAUUUACUAGCAGUUAACGGAGGACUGUCUGUCAGGACGAUUUUAUUCCCUUAUACAGAAACUUGAAUCAGUAACAAAUUAUGAAUCCAAAUGGGAGUGAUGACACACAGAACACUGGACCGAACCGCGGAGUGAACGGAACGCAAAUGGAUGGGAAUGAGAAUUACUCCACAGACCAAAACACCCAACCUCAAGAUUCUAGGAAUCCUAGACACUCAGAUGGAUACACCAUGAUCCCACCGAAUGAAUCAAGACGAGGCAAACUGCUGAGGAUGUCACAGACAGAACAAGAGGAUUGGCAGAGAUGGAAGGAGGAACAUCGUCCUGGCCCUGUUCAGCUGGCCCCAGUGAGGCUAGGGGGAGCUGAAUCAUUGCCAGAGGUACGACAGAGACAGCAAGCAGCGAGCCAACGCUCUAAACUCCAAAAAAAGCUCCAGCAAGAGGACAUGGACCGACGCAAAAGACAAGCAGAAGAAGAAGAGAAUGAGAAGAAGAAGGCCAAACAGAGAGAAAAGGCCAACAAAUUAGAAUGGAAGAAAAAGCAGGAGGAGGAAGAGAGAAAGAAUCUGUACCAACAUGAUCUUCUAAUGAAAAGAGAAGCGCAUCUUCAAAAGCUCGAAAGAUCCAGUUCAGUUCCUAUGGCAGCGAGCAGCUCCACACCCACAUCAUCUUGGGCUCGAGGGCAUGAACACAGGGAGGCCAGGAAGGCUGAGGAACAAGAUAACCUGCAGCAGAAAAAAGAUGAGCAAAGGAGGAAGAGUCAAAUUUUGGAAGAAAAAAAUAAACAAGAAGAAGAGGACAAGAAAAGACAAAUGGAAAAUGAACGGUUGCGGGUGAACUCGACCUUCCUAGACAGACUGGAGGCGAGAGGAUCAGGUACAGCGUCUGAGUCGCUCCCCAGCACCCCGGAGCUUGGUAAUGUCUGGCAGAUGGAGGAACCGCAGGACCCUGCCUCAUCCCCUGUGUCCUUCCCAUCACAGCUCCACACUGACAGCGCAGCGGUGGAGGAUUCUGACAUAGAAUGGGUUGUGUUGAAGCUGCAGUCGAUGUUCUCUUACUGUGAGCGAAAAUAUCUGGAAGACAUCGUCUCUCAGUGUAACGGCAAUUACCAACAAGCUUAUGACCUACUCAAUGCUUAAAUGAGAAUGCCAUUGGCUCAAUCUUUUAGGGUUGGAGGCACAACUAGCUUAACAUUAUUUUUACCUUGAUUCUAAGUAUGAUAGUAGCUGAACUAUUUAUAAAAAUUGUUUUUCCUGUAACAUGCUACUUUUUCACCAAGAAGCACUGGAGUGGUUUGACACACAACACCCGAUCACUAUUUAAAGCCAUGUUCAUCAAUGAUUAUGUUCAUAAAUGAUUUAAAUAGCGACGAGUGUAUGGAUAAUAGCUUGUAUUAGCUAUUUUUAGUUGCUAGCUUCUUUAUCAAAUGGGUAGUUUGGCUUUAGCAUUGCUAUUUUAAAUCAUAAAGUUGUUUGUAGCUGAAAAGGUACAAUUUUAAAGGUGUGUUUUCAACAGUGCAGAUCUUAUAGACAAACACAUUAUUUUUAAGAAAGAUACUCAAGAAAGAUUCACUGUUAAGAUUGUUUUUCCUUUGCUCUCUGUCUAUAAUAAAUAAAUCUUCCUUUUAACCUA